AACUUAAAGCUGAUCAGUACUACGGAGCAUUAAUGUCAGCCUCCAACAAUUUAUAUAAGGGCUUACUGCUCUGCAGUUUUCUAGCAUUCUUGCAGUGCAUAUCCGCUGAGGUGGGAAAACUAGUCUGCUUCUACGAUGCUCAGAGUUUUGUGCGUGAAGGCCCCGCUCAAAUGUCGCUGGCGGAACUGGAGCCCGCCCUGCAGUUUUGCAACUUUUUGGUCUACGGCUAUGCGGGUAUCGACGCCGAGACCUACAAGAUCAAGAGCUUGAAUCCUUCGUUGACUAGGGACCACCAGCACUAUCGUCACAUUACCGCUCUGCGCCAGAAAUUUCCGCAUGUCCGGUUCCUGCUCUCGGUGGGCGGUGGUAGGGACUUGGACUUGGACAGCGAGGGCGUGGCAGAUACUGGCAAGUACCUGAGACUACUGGAACAGUCGGAGCACAGAAAAAGCUUCCAGGCCAGCGUUAUGGCAGAGCUGAACAACAACGGCUUCGAUGGACUCGAUCUCGCCUGGCAGUUUCCCAAAAACAAACCGAAAGUUCAGCAGGGAGUUUUUAAGAGGGUUUGGGGCUCUGUUCGUGGCUGGUUUAGUUCCUCAUCGGUGGACGAGAAGGCCCAGGAGCAUCGAGACCAGUUCGCCACCCUUCUGGGAGAGCUGCAAUCGGAUUUGCGACGCGGCGGACAACUCUUGACCGUCACCAUGCUGCCACAUGUUUCAGCAGAACUCUUCAUAGAUGUUCCCACGGUUCUACGCCAUGUGGACUUUGUCAACCUGGGCACCUAUGACUUCCAGACCCCGGAACGAGAUCCCAAGGUGGCAGAUCUGCCGGCUCCACUGUACGCCAUGUACGAUCGGGAUCCCAGCCACAAUGUGCGGUACCAGGUGGAGUAUUGGAUGAACCAAACCUCCGAAAUCAGUGCCCACAAACUACACGUGGGAGUGGCCAGUUAUGGACGUGCUUGGAAUAUGACUCGAAACUCUGGAAUCACUGGCUAUCCACCAAUUCCAGCGGCAAAUGGAGCUGCUCCGGCGGGAAGGCAAACUGUUACCCCCGGAUUACUGAGUUGGCCGGAAACUUGUGACUUGCUCCAGCAGCUGCCUCCGCAGGAUCGGGAAGUCCCGCAUCUGCGCAAGGUGGGCGAUCCCACCAAGCGUUAUGGGAUCUACGCCUAUCGGGCGGCCGAUGAUCAUGGAGAUAAUGGCCUGUGGGUGGGCUACGAGGACCCCACAACGGCGGCCAUCAAGGCCGGCUACGUCCAAGCCCAAGGAUUGGGCGGAGUGUCCUUCCACGACCUGUCCCUCGAUGACUUUCGAGGUCAAUGUGCCGGCGAAAAAUUCCCCAUCCUGCGAAGCAUCAAAUAUAAGCUUUAAGCUAACC
This is a messenger RNA of Drosophila takahashii, 1380 nucleotides long. RefSeq names its product Imaginal disc growth factor 5 (gene Idgf5). Lineage: Eukaryota; Metazoa; Arthropoda; Insecta; Diptera; Drosophilidae. Gene Ontology annotation, molecular function: chitin binding; chitinase activity. The record is from RefSeq and is a predicted model, not a curated record. Gene Ontology annotation, biological process: chitin catabolic process; carbohydrate metabolic process. Gene Ontology annotation, cellular component: extracellular region.